This is a messenger RNA of Coccinella septempunctata (seven-spotted ladybird), 1794 nucleotides long. RefSeq names its product UDP-glycosyltransferase UGT5-like. The transcript has 5 exons. Gene Ontology annotation, molecular function: UDP-glycosyltransferase activity. NCBI's taxonomy places the organism in Eukaryota, Metazoa, Arthropoda, Insecta, Coleoptera, Coccinellidae. The coding region runs from base 233 to 1747 and encodes 504 amino acids. The record is from RefSeq and is a predicted model, not a curated record.
UGAGAAUCAAGGUAUUCGUGUCCCCAAAAUGAUAAUAUAGUAGAAACCCAGGAAUAAUAGUAAUAAUUCUAUUUUGGAUCUUCAUUCAAGGUGAAGAGUAAUGCCACGUCAUUUGUAAACAGGGAACUCGACUUUAAAUAGAUAGUAUACACAAGAUAAUAUAUCGAUUUCACGACAACACUUCGAUAUACAUCUAUUGCAUAAUAAGAUUUGUGGUAACGUCGGCUUUGAGAUGCGAUUCAUUUUCUACCUUUUUGGAAUUUUGAGUUUAUCAGAAUGUGCGAAAAUUCUUGGAAUCUUUCCGUUGAACGGACAGAGCCACUACAGGGCUGGUUUGGCGAUGAUGAAAAUUUUAGCCGCUAGAGGACACCACGUGACGAUGGUCAGCCCGUUCAGGUUGAAAAAUCCACCCACGAAUUGGAGAGAUGUGGUUCUGGAGCCAAAGGAUGAGCAAAAAAUGGACUUCUUCAACUUCAACCUCCACCCUUAUCUUCAAGCGUACGUUUUCAGCUCCCUAGGCCCUGUUAUCAUGAACUCUACGCUAUCUCACCCCGUGUUUAAAGAAUUCCUGAAAACGAAGGAGAAGUUCGAUGUUAUCAUCCUGGAGCAAUUUUAUAGCGAUGGUCUUAAAUAUAUGGGUACAUACUUCGACGCACCUCUGAUCCUCUACUCAGCACAAGGUGCAAAUUCCUGGACUAAUCCCACCGUUGGAAAUCCUGCACCACCUUCUUACGUUGCUGACUUGGUGCUCCCUUACUCCAACGAGAUGAACUUCUUCCAGAGGAUGGACAACGCUAUCCUGUAUCUCGUCACUGAAACUGUCAGGUAUUUCAUCGCUCUGCCUGCUCAUGAUAAGAUCAUCAAGAAACAUUUCCCUGGAGCACCAGAUAUUUCAGAAUAUUAUAACAAUGUGUCUCUCGUACUUCUAAAUGGGGACACUAGUGUGAACGAAGCUAUUCCUAAGGUCCCUAGCAUGGUGGAUAUUGGAGGGUUUCAUCUGAGCCCAGCGAAGCCUCUUCCUGCUGAUCUUCAAAAAAUAUUGGACGAAGCCAAGCAUGGCGUGGUUUACUUCAGCAUGGGUUCAAAUAUUCGAAGCGCAGAUAUGCCCAAGGAAAAGAUUGACAUGUUCAAUAGCGUCUUUUCUUCCUUGAAGCAGACCGUCCUCUGGAAAUGGGAGGAUGAGAAUCUUCCUGGGAAACCAGACAAUAUAAUAAUUAGAAAAUGGUUACCGCAGAACGACAUAUUGGCUCACAAAAACGUUAAGCUCUUCAUAACACAUGGAGGUAUUUUCAGUAUUAUGGAAGCAGUGAACAACGGUGUACCAUUAUUGGCUUUUCCAAUCUUUGGGGAUCAGAUGCUGAACGCGAAGAGGGCAACAGCUUUUGGCUUCGCCAGAUGGUUGAAAUUUAGAGAAACCACGGUGGAAACUCUCAAAUCUGAGUUGGAUGAAAUUUUAACUAAGCCGAAGUAUAUGGAGAAUGCUAUGAAGAGAUCCAGAUUAAUGAAGGACAAUCCAUUGUCAGCUCAAGAGAGAUUGGUAUUUUGGGUCGAAUACGUGAUAAGAAAUAAAGGAGCAGAUCAUUUAAAAGUAGCUGCAUUGAAACUCAACCUGUUUCAGUAUCUACUCCUGGAUAUUAUCUUAUUCGUUUCAGUUUUAUCCAUUUCUUUAAUUGUUUUCCUUAAAUAUGCAUUAUGUUAUUUAUUAAGGUUACGUGGAAAACAGAGUAGUAAAACGAAAUCCGAGUAAUAUGUGAAUAUUUUGAAUAUGCAAUGAGAAAUAAAACAUGGAAAUAC